GGGCUUCAGUGGCCGUCAGCUCCAGCCCCAGUUUUCCCAAAGACAAGAUUUGCUCCCAGUAAGAAACUGCCCGUCCCACGUUGGCUGCACAUGACCGGGAGUGGCACUCUGGGAUGUGCACGCGAUGAUGGGCAGCAAGGACUUGGAAGCUGAAAUCCAUCCCUUGAAGAACGAAGACAAGAGGUUGCAGGAGAAUCUGGGAAGCCAAACGACAAAGGAGGACAACCUGAAAGGCUUGCCUCGGCAGCCCGGCCUCUCCGGCUGCCGGACAGUGGCGUUUUUUCUUUCACUGUUUGUCUGCCUUUUUGUGGUGUUCGUGGUCUCGUUCAUCAUCCCCUGUCCGGACCGGCCCGCGUCCCAGGGGACAUGGAGGGUCUACUACAACGCAGCAGUCACCUAUGACUUUCUGGCUACAGAAGACAUAAACAGGGACAGGAUCCAAGACGUUCUCUUUCUGUAUAAAAAUACCAACAGCAGCAACAAUUCCAACCUGUCCUGCGCUGACGAAGGCUUUUCUUCCCCCUGUACCUUUGUGGCCGCUGUGUCAGGGGCCAAUGGCAGCGUGCUCUGGGAGAGGCCCGCAGCCCAGGACGGCGCCCUUGUGCAGUGUGCUGUCCCACAGCCACAGGGCGGCAGGACAUCGUCUGCCUGCAUCCUCGUGGGCAGACCCAGUUCCUUCGUCGCUGUGGACGUGUUCACAGGGGAGACCCUGUGGAGCCACCCCAGCAGCUUUGGAGGGAAUGCUUCCAUCCUGAGCUCUUUACUCCGACUGCCCGACGUCGAUGCUGACGGGGCCCCAGACCUUCUGGUUCUCACCCAGGAGGAGAAGGAGGUUAGCGGCUACAUCUAUUCAGGCAGCACUGGUCACCAGAUUGGCCACCGAGGCAGCCUUGGUGUGGGUGGGACCAGUGGCUCCCUCCUCCAUGUCACCAGGAUGGGUGCUCACUACAUCCUUUUCCCUUGCGCAAGCUCCCUCUGUGGUCGCUCUGUGAAGGGUCUCCAUGAGACGGUGACCGGGAGAGGGAGCCCACUGAAGAGAGACCCGCUGUGGGAGGGCAUGCUCAACGCCAGCACCCACGGGCUGCUUUGGCACAGCCCUGGAGCCAUCCGCUACCUGAUGACCGUUCCAGGGAAAGUGGGUGAGGACCUCCUCCUUGUGAGUUCAGAAGCCUGUGUGCUGUUGGACGGGCAGGAGCUGGCACCCAGGUGGAUCUUCAGCGCAGCCCGGGUCCUGAGAAGACCCAUCCUUGGCUACUACAAACCUGACACCUUGGCUGUGGUCAUUGAAAAUGGAACCGGCAUUGACAGACAGAUCCUGCUCCUGGACCUCAGCACAGGGGCCGUCCUGUGGAAUCAGGCCCUCCCGGGCCUCCCCGGGGACCCACAGUCCGCCAGCCUGCCAACCGCAGACCACCGCUCAGCCUUCUUCUUCUGGGGUCUCCACGAGCUGAUGGGCACCAACCAGACAGUACAGGAGCCCGGAGACACCCGGCACAGCCUGUACAUGUUCCACCCCACCGUGCCCGGCGUCCUGCUGGAGCUGGCCAACAUCUCCGCCAACAUCGUUGCCUUCCAAGCGGUCCUGUUUGAGCCAAGCCGCCACGCUGCCUACGUCCUCCUGACGGGCCCCGCUCGCCAAGACGCUCCUGGCGUGGUCUCUGUAGCCAAGCACAAGGUGCGGGACCUCGUCCCGAGCGGUAGGGUGGUUCGCCUGGCCGAGGGCGGGCCCGACAGUGACCAGGCGGUCCGGGACCGGUUCUCCCGCCUGCGGUACCGCAGCGAGGCCUAGGCGCCUGGUGGCCAGCGAGGUGCGAGGCGCUCCAGCUGCUGAGAUUAAACACCGUGGGACAUCGGUCUUUCGCUCGGUUUGCACGCUGACCCCUCUCGUCUCCAUCGUGCCCAGGGACAUGCGUGGGUAAGGGGAUGGCCGGGCCUCUCCCUCGCGCGCCGCACACCACGUCCCCGCAGGUCCUCGCUCUGCCCCACUGGGGUCCUACUCGUGGCCGGCUGCCCUCACCGUGGCCUCUCUGGGCUGCCUUGGGCACAGCUGGGCCCUACAGCACCACUCUCACUUGUCCACACCUGGUUGGAGGGGCCGGGGCUUUGGGAAGAGCCCCAGCCUACAGAAGUCCCCUCCCUCGUCCCAUCUGCACCCACCCUGUCUGCACAUCUCCCUGGGGCCUGCGGUGGCCUCCGGGCAACAGCCGGGCCCUGCGGCCAUUCCAGCUUCUGGCCUUUCUCAGAGCAAAGGGGGGGUAGACUCUGGUGGGGUUGGUGGACACUUGCCCUGGGGGCCCCUUUGACAGGCCCGUGAGGAACGGGAUGCCUUGGAGCCGUGAGGCUGGCCUGCUGCUCAUGGAUGCGCUGAGGGGCAUUUUCACCCCUGUGCUGUGAAUGUCACGAGAAACCGGCCGUAAGGCCCACACUGGGGUCAGUCUGUACCCCCUCAACACACACUGGAGCUGCUUGUCCCUCGGGGGUGCCCACACUCCUGGCCAGUGCCUGGCCUCCUCCUGGUGCUCGGAAGUCCUCGGCCGGCAGUGUCACCUGAUGCAGGACUCACCUCUGUGCCUUGCUGUGCCCCAGGCCUACCGCGGUGCUGUGUGGGGCUCAGUGUGCCCUGAUGACCCUGAGUACCACCGGAAGAAGCCGGAAUAAAUGAUUUGCACUGUCUGAGAGCA
Molecule: messenger RNA, 2681 nt
Organism: Panthera uncia (snow leopard)
Lineage: Eukaryota; Metazoa; Chordata; Mammalia; Carnivora; Felidae
Gene: FAM234A
Product: family with sequence similarity 234 member A
Exons: 12
Coding region: 125-1789 (554 amino acids)
Source: RefSeq, a predicted model, not a curated record